Carassius auratus (goldfish) is the source of this 2523-nucleotide messenger RNA. It is a transcript of the gene tnfsf13b, whose product is annotated as TNF superfamily member 13b. Lineage: Eukaryota; Metazoa; Chordata; Actinopteri; Cypriniformes; Cyprinidae. The transcript is spliced from 7 exons. Gene Ontology annotation, biological process: immune response; positive regulation of B cell proliferation. The coding region runs from base 547 to 1356 and encodes 269 amino acids. Gene Ontology annotation, molecular function: tumor necrosis factor receptor binding; receptor ligand activity. Gene Ontology annotation, cellular component: membrane. The record is from RefSeq and is a predicted model, not a curated record.
UUUCCUUUUGCUUGUCACUGUUAUUUAUAUACUUUCUUAUGUGCUAUUCAUUAAAUGAUCAACAAGUCCAUGUCUGACAUUUUCAUUUAUCUGCUAUUUAGCUCUGCACAUUUGACGCAGUUUGUUGGAACAGCCACAAAGUAAGUGGUGACAAAGCAACUUUCGGUUGCAGUGCAGUGUUAAAUACGGUGGGUGUGGACAGCUCGGCAGGAAAGGGACACAAAAACCAGACUGUUAGCUGGAGCACUGUUGAAGACGGGACAUUUUUAUUGAGUACAGUUGCUUUUGUCUUAGGAGUCUUAGUCUUAGGAGUUUUCAUCUAUACCACAUCAACAAAUACCAUCUUGAAGAAGAAGGGUAGUUAUGUGUACGAGUCUGAUCCAGGAUUUUUCUUAAAGAAAUGUAUGCUAAGAGCUCCAGAGGAAUAUUCAUGCCAUUUGAGGGUGAAUUGGAUUCAGCAGGCAUAACAAAAAACUCCAGUCAAGCUUCUUUCUGAGUAGAAACCUCUCACUGUAAGGAGGAUGUUUUGAGAAGUUUGUUUCCACCAUGCCUGUUGAAGAUGUUGGUCCAGGUCGGGGUGAAAGGAGAAGGUUGUCCUGGAUGUUUCUAGUUCUGGUGAUUGCUACCAUCACCUCCUCUUCCCUGUCUGUGAUCUCCAUGUACCAUAUGCUGGCCCUGCGGGCCGAGGUGGAGGGUUUGAGAGCUGAGGUGGUCCGCAGGAGAGAGGAGCAAAGCGGGACACUAGAAGAAGUGGCAGGAAAACAAACCCAUCAGCAGGAAGAUGAAGAGAGCAAAGAGACAAUCGAGUAUCUGAAGCAGACUGAGAUGGGUGAUGCCGUAACAGACCAUACUGUCCUGUCAAAAAGGAGCCUGGGUCAUACAUCAAGCAAAGCAGAAUCCCAGCCCUGUUUACAAAUGAUGGCAAACAACAGGAGAAAAACCUUCCAGAAAGAGUUUGCUUUGGAAAUAUGCACAGCCAUCCCAUGGCAAGUCGGACUGAAGCGUGGCACGGCUCUGGAGGAAGAGCAGGGCACCAUUUUAAUCAAAGAGGAAGGCUUCUUCUUCAUAUAUAGUCAGCUCUCCUUUUCCCAGGUUUACUACACAGACUCUACGUUCGCUAUGGGCCACAUCGUGAUUCGUAUAAAGAAGAACGUCGUAGGAGACGAGAGUCAGCACGUUGUUCUGUUCCGCUGUAUUCAGAGCAUGAAUCGAGUCAAUCACUUCAACACAUGCUACACUGGAGGCCUAGUGAAGUUGGACUCUGGGGACAGACUGGAGCUUCUGAUACCUCGUACCAAUGCAAAUAUCUCUCUGGAUGGGGAUUCCACCUUCUUAGGAGCAAUACAACUGGCCUGACAAUGGAGAACGACUUUGGAUCAGACACUGAAUGAGACUGAAUAUGCUUUAUUAUAAUUAUUCAUAAGGAUAAUUAUUGACAUUCCCUGGACUCCACGAAUACCAUACUUGCUUUAUGUUGUGGAGCAUUCCUAAAAAUGUCUUCAUCGAAUUACUUUGUAUCCAGCUACUUUGGUUGACACUUCAGUGGCAUUUCAUCACCCAUGCACAAAAUGAACAUUAUUGCCCAUAUUGAAGUUCCUCUAUGUCAUGAUUCAUCAGUCUUCAUAAUGUUUUAUCAAAAUAUAGUUCCAUGUACGCUUCCGAAAUCACUUCCCUCUUUGUUUUUCACAUCUCUAACAACUCGUUUCAGGUGUGUAACAACCACUUUUUCACAAUCCAGUCAGUUCCCGAUGGAUAAAAUCAUAUCCCGCUCAACAUUUUUUAUAUGACAAAUUUUAAAUAAACACUUUGUGCAUAACACAUUUUACUCUAAGAUAGUUAUAAAUGCCAUUUCUUGAUGGGUUGUGAACAUGCACCUACACACAUACAUUUAACGUUUUAUUAUUCAGAACAUCUGUUGCAGAAGAACACCUCAGCAUGUGCUUUGGUUUUAACUAAAUAUUUUGACCUUUAUAACACGAAAGUGCGCUUUCAUACAUCAGUACCUUUGAAGUUAGCACUGAACAUGAAGCCUCCAUGAUUCUACCAGCAGAUGGAGACUGUAUCACACUGUGGAAGAGCAUUGGAAAGCACUUGCUUUCUGUUGAGUGCUUCACACAGCUUUCAUAAAGACAGUUCUUUCUGUUCAUUGACAGAGGUUAUAUAAUAUGCUUCUGGUGUGUGAAUUUGUCAGCCGCAUCUCAUAUAGAAACAGUCAACAUAGUGUCACAGGCCUUGAGAUACUGGAAUUAUGCUUGUACUGUAAACCCAUUGGGCCUCAUUUAAAAAAUGUGUGUACACACAGAUUUGAUUUUAGAGUGUGCGUACGCUAAAAUCCAUGGCAAUGUUCAUAUUUUUUAAAAAUUGUCUUUUAUGUGGAAAAGUAUCCGCAGACAUUUGAACAUUAAGCUGCAAUAAUAAAAGCGGUGUACGUGCAAGCACCACUUUCAUCUUAAACUAAAAGAGAUUAUUUGUACAGUGUAGGUUUUUUUAGGGGUUGUGAGAUUAAACUGACCUUUUUAGUAA